Messenger RNA from Polychytrium aggregatum, 945 nucleotides. Its product is annotated as Pex19 protein. Bases 57 to 923 code for a protein of 288 amino acids. NCBI's taxonomy places the organism in Eukaryota, Fungi, Chytridiomycota, Chytridiomycetes, Polychytriales. Gene Ontology annotation, biological process: protein import into peroxisome membrane. The record is from RefSeq and is a predicted model, not a curated record. Gene Ontology annotation, cellular component: peroxisome; peroxisomal membrane. The transcript has 5 exons.
CCACGCUCUCCCAAGCUCUCCCCAGCUCUUCCUCUGACUCUCUGCACCGCACCAAGAUGGCCCAGCCGACACCCGACGACGACUAUGACGAUCUGGACGAGUACAUUGAUGGAUUCUCCAAGCCGGCUCCUUCCGACAACACGCAGCCUCUCGCUGACGUCGACCCGCCCGAGCUUGACGAUGACGAGUUCUCGAAGCUGCUGGCCGCCGGCAUGGAGUCUCUGCUGCUCAACCAAGAUCCCUCGGCAGAUCCCAAAUCAGACUCAGAAAAGGAAAAGGAGCGGGAAAUGCUGAUGGAGUCCAUGAAGUCAUUCCUGGAGGGCCUCCAGGGCACCUCGGAGCAGACUCCUGACGAGCCACAUCGGUCAGCUGCGCCGGUAUCGGCCAAACCGAAAGGCUUCCAUGAAGCAAUCGAUGCGACGCUCAACAAGAUGGAGGACAGCUCCGAGCAAGUCAAGGAGAGUCUCCGACAACAGGACGCAGGGCUGGACAGCGAGUCCAUGGAAGCGCUAAUGAAAGAAUUCGAGCAGUUUAUGAGCGGCUCGGGCGACAUGGACGAGAUCUUCUCCUCCGUCAUGACCGAGCUCAUCACCAAGGACUUGCUCUAUGAGCCCAUGAGAGAUAUAUCGCACAAGUACCCUCAAUGGCUGAGCGAAAACGCAAGCACGAUCUCGGAGGAAGACAAGACUCGAUACAUGAAACAGAACGCCAUCGUGGACGAGAUUGUGACCAUCUUUGACUCUUCCGAGGCCGAGAUCACUGCCGAACAGAAACAAAAGAUUGUCGAGCUGCUGCAGCAGAUGCAGGAAUGCGGCAGUCCUCCUGAAGGCAUUCUGCAAGAUCUCGCUCCUGGAUCUGCUGGCGGCUUUCCUGGCGCCCUUCCUGGCGGUCUCGCUGGAGCACCCGACUGUCAUGUUCAAUAAAUCGGUCUGUUAUUUACCCCCA